This is a messenger RNA of Candida tropicalis MYA-3404, 1491 nucleotides long. RefSeq names its product Ran guanyl-nucleotide exchange factor. The transcript has a single exon. Gene Ontology annotation, molecular function: guanyl-nucleotide exchange factor activity. The coding region runs from base 1 to 1491 and encodes 496 amino acids. Lineage: Eukaryota; Fungi; Ascomycota; Pichiomycetes; Serinales; Debaryomycetaceae. The record is from RefSeq and is a predicted model, not a curated record. Gene Ontology annotation, cellular component: cytoplasm.
AUGGUUGCCUUAGAAAGAAAGAGAAAGAGCGAGGCCAAUGGCAAGAAUGGAACUAAGAAAUUAAAAACUGGUUCAUUUGCCACUUCCUCAUUUAUCUUGCAUUCCUAUUCUAAAUUACCAAACAUUAAUGAAUCACCAAAGACAAAAACAACUCCAUUAGAUAUAUUUGUCUGGGGUACCGGAUCCAUGUGUGAAUUGGGUUUGGGACCUGAUUCUAAAAAUAAAGAAGUUAAAAGACCAAGAUUGAACCCAUUCUUGACUGAAGAAAAAUUGAAUGGAACCAAGAUUGUUGAUUUUGCAGUCGGUGGUAUGCAUACUUUGGCAUUAGAUGGUAAGAAUAGAGUAUGGUCUUGGGGUGGAAAUGAUAGUGGUGUUUUAGGAAGAGAUACAUCUCAAGCAAAAGAAGUUCUAAAAGAUAUGGAUGCAGAUGCUAGUGAUGAUGAUGAAGAUGGAGAUUUAAAUGAAGCUGAAUCUACUCCUGGAUUGGUUGAAAACCUUCCAAAGGAUUCCAGUAUUGUUCAAUUAGCUGCAACUGACAAUUUAAGUGCAGUAUUACUUGAUAAUGGAGACGUUUAUGCCUGGGGUUGUUUCCGUUGUAAUGAAGGUUUAUUGGGAUUUUUACGUGAUGAAAUCAAGAUUCAAAAGACUCCAUUAAAAAUCAAGGAGCUUAAAAAUAUUGUCCAAUUAGCUGCCGGUAAAGAUCACUUAUUGGCUCUUGACUCCAAGGGUAUAGUUUAUGCAUGGGGUAAUGGACAACAAUACCAAUUGGGUAGAAGAAUUUUGGAGAGACAUAGAUUUAGAAGUUUAGAACCUCAACAAUUUGGAUUAUAUAACAUUAAGUAUAUUGCAAGUGGUGAUUUCCAUUGUUUUGCAAUUGACCAUGCAGAUAAUGUUUAUGCUUGGGGUUUAAACCAAUAUGGACAAUGUGCAUUAACUGGUGCCAAUGGUGAGUUAGAAGAUGGAUCCGUUUUGACAAAACCAACCAUAAUUGAGGAAUUAUCAAAAUUGAAAAUCAAACAGAUUGCUGCUGGUGAACAUCACACAUUGGCUCUUACUGAUGAUGGACACGUCUACUCUUGGGGUAGAUUGGAUAUGAAAGAAAUUGGUAUUCCAACUGAUAAAUUACCAGAAUCCACAUUUAAGGACCAACAUGGUAAACCAAGAUCAGUCCCAACUCCUACUAAAAUUGAGUUUAAUGCCAAAAAGGAUAUUUUAAUUAAAACCAUCGGUGUUGGUUCCCAUCAUUCAUUUGCUGUUACCGAUGAUGGAUUUGUUUACGCCUGGGGUUUUGCAGAAACUUAUGGUGUAGGAUUAGGUCCUUCUAUUGAUGAUGUUGAAGUUCCAACCAGAAUCGUCAACACUGCUACAAAACAUGAAGAUAUUCUUCUUAUUGGUGCUGGUGGUCAAUUUUCUGUUAGUGGGGGUGUUAAAAUCGAAGACGAAGAUAAAGCUGAAGACAGAGUUGAAAAAUAUGAAGAAUUAGAAGAAUAG